CGCUGACACGUGGCCGCGGCGCGGCGGGGGGAGGGAGCCGGCGGCCGCCGCGAUGUGAGCCGGCGGAGGCGGAAGGGCUGCCCGCAUGGCCGCGGGGGGCGGCGGCAGGAAUGUGCCGCUGUGCAGCGCCCAGCACGGCCCCCGCGCCGCGCCGCUCGACGGCAUGAGGAGGGAUGGCGGCGGGGACCCGUACUGGUCCAGGCCCGAGUCCCGUGUCUGGACAGUGUUGUUGCUGCUGGGGACAUGCCUGCUGUACUGCACCCGCGUCACCGUGCCCAUCUGCGCCGUCGCCCUGAGCACCUACUUCGACUGGGACAAGAAGCAGUCCGGCGUAGUGCUCAGCAGCUUCUUCUGGGGCUACUGCUUGACACAGAUUAUCGGAGGACAUAUCAGUGACCAAAUAGGUGGUGAGAAGGUCCUCCUCCUCUCGGCAUCAGCCUGGGGGUUCCUCACGGUCCUCACUCCGCUGCUCACCCAUGUCACUUCUGCACACCUCGUUUUUAUGACCUGCUCCAGGUUCCUCAUGGGGCUGCUGCAAGGGGUGUAUUUCCCAUCCCUGGCCAGCCUGCUGUCCCAGAAGGUCCGGGAGAGCGAGCGAGCCUUCACCUACAGCACGGUGGGGACCGGCUCACAGUUUGGGACGCUGGUGAUCGGCGGUGUAGGAUCUCUCCUCCUGGACUGGUACGGCUGGGAGAGUGUUUUCUACUUCUCUGGUUUUCUCACUCUGCUCUGGGUUUACUGCACCUGCAAGUACCUCCUGAGCGAGAAAGACCUCAUCAUCCCUGUAGACUAUUUAAUGAAAGGCCUCUCGAUAUCCAAGCAGACCAAGGUUCCCUGGAAGCAGCUGUUUAAGAAGGCACCUAUAUGGGCUGUCAUCGUCGCUCAGCUUUCUACGGCCAGCACGUUUUUCACCCUCCUCUCCUGGCUGCCAACUUUUUUUAAGGAAACUUUCCCCGAGUCAAAGGGCUGGGUGUUUAAUGUAGUCCCCUGGCUGGUUGCAAUUCCAACAAGCUUGUUCAGUGGAUUUCUGUCCGAUCAUUUAAUCAACCAGGGGUACAAAACCAUCACCAUUCGUAAGUUCAUGCAGGUCAUUGGCUCCGGCGUCUCGAGCAUUUUUGCUUUGUGCCUGGGCCAGACCUCCAGCUUCUGCAAAGCGAUAGUGUUCGCCUCCGCCUCUGUGGGGCUUCAGACCUUUAACCACAGCGGCAUUUCAGUAAACGUGCAGGACCUGGCCCCCUCGUGUGCUGGCUUACUGUUCGGUGUUGGGAAUACAGGUGGAGCCCUCCUAGGUGUCAUUUGCGUGUACUUGGCUGGCUACCUGAUUGAAACAACUGGCUCCUGGAUUGCUGUUUUCAACCUGGUGGCUGCUGUUAACAGCAUUGGCCUCUGUGCGUUCCUUGUGUUCGGAGAGGCCCAGAGGGUGGACACAGACUCUGCAUACAUGGAUCUCUAGAGAUGACUCCAGCAAGCAGCUGAAGGACAGGCGAGCGUCACAUCUAUGUGUCAUUGUUGCACAAGUGCCAAAGAACAUUUCUUUUUUUUUUUUUUUUUAGGUGUUUAACAGGAAAAAAAUAUACUGAGACCAAGUCUAUAAUGGGUCUGGAUGAAACCCAUGGGAGAAAAGAAAUAGAGAGUUCAUUUUUUGCUCAGGGCAUAGCUGAUGGCCUGCCAGAGCCAUCCAGCUCGACAUCUCCACUGAGGAUACGGCCCGUGUGCCCCAGUCCAUGUCUAGUGGACAGACCCAUGUGGCCAAAGCAGCGUACCCGGCUUGUCUCUGCAGGCUGCCGCGGUUUGUGUGCUCUGCCCUGGAGCGGUUCCUUGCUGUGCCAGCGGCAGGUCCCUCCAUGCUCUGCUGUCCUGGACCACAGGGAGGGUCCUGGCUCUCGAGCUGCCCCGCCACACGUGUCCUCUGAACUACACAAAAGGAAUAAUCCAAACGAACGUACCUCUGACCUUAACCCUCCCGUGCGUGCCUUCAUUUUGCAGUCUGCUUGGCCGGUACAUGCCAGGCGUACAAGUUGUGAGAUGGAUUCGGGGCAGGUCCUCUGGCUGGGCGCCCGCUGUGAACCCAGGGCCGCGAGGUUGUGUCAGUCCUGCCUGCACCGUGCUUGAGCUGAGCCCCGAACCCUGCGGCCAUCCCGGCGGGAGGGCAGCGCUCCAGGGCUCCCUCCUCUCCUGGGGCAUCUGCUCCAGCCCUGAGUGGGAUGGGGGUCACCUCCAGUGAGGGCAGAGGGACGCCGCAGGCACCCGUGGCCAGGCUUUGCUGGGCUGACCUUGCGGUGUAGGUGCAGCUGAGGAAUCCCCCGGGAGCUGUUUUGCCAUAUGCUGUGAAUGUAUAGAAAGAAGCGGUCAUAUUCUGUGCUGUGGACCUGACUCCCAGAUGCUUUCUGCUCGGUGAGACAUGUCCUCCACAUGCUGUCAGAGCGGCGCAGGAGAUGUUCCAAAGAGGCUGCAAGGGGCAGGUCUUGUUCCUACGUUAAGUAUAAAGCAAAUUUGUACAUUGAGGAUCCAUAGUCCUGGGUGUGGAUCCCUGCAGUUCCCUGUGUCAGAGGGAAAUACUCAGCUGUACACGCCUCUGAGCCUGAUUGUCUUAAGUUAUUUAUAAAUAUUUUUAAAUUUAAGUACCAAAUUCUAUAUUUUAUGGACCUGAGACCUGAUUCUGCAUGCUUAUUUUGGGUGGUACUCCCACCAAAACCCACAAUAUUUCUAGAAGGGAAGGAUUUACCAGCCUCCAGUUUCUGGUUUUGUAGGAUCUAUUUUAAAUGUGACAUUUCAUAUUGAAGCAAGUCAUUGCUUUUCCUCCCACCCCUUGCUUGCAGCCUGGCAGGAUCUCUUUGAUUCCUCUAGCCCUUACCAGAAAACUUCAGAUGAGCCUUGGGAGCAGAUUUCCCAAGGGACCUCGCUGUGCAGCGAAGCUAUAGGUUCGGAUUCAUCGUCCUUGAAAAAAAUAAUUGUCCCCUGCUCCUCCUUUUGUUUUGGCUAAAUUUCUUCUUGGAAGAUAUGCUGGAGCCGCGUUAAGUUUCUGAAUAGCUGGGUUUGUAGUGAAAAUACUGACAGGCUUUUAAUUGCAGAGACACUAACGUGUGCCGCUAAGCUUAAGCUGAGUUACUCCUCAGUAUUAAAGAGAUAAGGAUGCAACUGCCUGAUGUCUUUGGGAAAGAAUAUAGCAUCAGUGUGGCCCGACUGGGGGCCAGAGAGAUAAAGUAUUUUUUUCUCUUGUGCUUUUUUCUCUAAAAGGCUGGUUGCUGCCAUAGGUGCCUGUGUCUGGGGUGCUGCAGAACCAGGACACACAGAUGCUGCUGGGAAGCCUCCUAAAAUGAGUGGGUGAAAUGGGGAGGGCAGGCUGAGCAAAUGCAGCCCAGGCUUGCCAAAGGGGCCCGAGGCUGUGCAGGCAUCUCUGCCAGCCCUGUCCCUUGCCCAGUCUGAGCAGGUUAUUUGAACGGCCUUUUCUAUAGCGACAUAGGUUAAAAAAGGUGGUGGGGGGGUUGUUUUUGAGUUUGGGAUUUUUUUACAUCUUCCCUGGCCGUUCAGUGUUGCAGGUCAGGAGCACCAGGGGUGGAUGCUGGUCUUCUUUGCUGGUUGCACGGUUUCUUGUGGAAGAGUUGAUGAGUGUAGAUCACUCAUGUUCUAACCAGGCAGCUUGGCCACCCCUUGGCUCUGCAGGCUGGGAACUUGGGAACUAAGAGCUUCAAAGGAAAGUUGGCAUUGCUGGCUGUGCCUUCGUUGUAAGCCCAGCUAACACUUUGCUGGGCUGUCCAGAUUCUCUCUCUCUGUAAACUAGCUAAUAAAUUAAAUAUUUGAAGUACAUUUGAGGCUUAGGUUACAUUAGGUUUGCACCUCUUUGGGAAAGUACUGAAACCAUUUUACGCAGCUGCACUAUGUCUUCUUUAAGCGACCUUGCCAAAGCUUCUGGCUGAGUUUUUGUUAUGGAAGGACCUAAAAAAAUAAAGGCAGCAAAUCAUUUGCA
Messenger RNA from Falco peregrinus (peregrine falcon), 3967 nucleotides. RefSeq names its product solute carrier family 17 member 9 (gene SLC17A9). Gene Ontology annotation, cellular component: membrane. NCBI's taxonomy places the organism in Eukaryota, Metazoa, Chordata, Aves, Falconiformes, Falconidae. The transcript has 13 exons. Gene Ontology annotation, molecular function: transmembrane transporter activity. The record is from RefSeq and is a predicted model, not a curated record. Bases 86 to 1453 code for a protein of 455 amino acids. Gene Ontology annotation, biological process: transmembrane transport.